UCGGAGCGGGCGGCGGCCUGGGCGGGGCCUGCGCGACCGUGGGGACAGCGUUGACGAGCCGGCCCCAGGUGCGGGGGCGUCCCUUGCUCUCCACCUGCGCCACGUCUGCCGGCUUCUCUUGGCAAGUUUGUCGCCCCCCUUUGAGGACAUCCUUUGCCGGUCAGUGGAGUCCCGACCUGUCGUUAAAUAGAAAACUCGAGCUGGAGGAGGAAGAAGAGGAGGGAGCGUGUCGGAACCGGUCCGGGAUGAGAGUCCAUUAAAGCAGUGGUGGCUUCUUGGACACCUUUCUUGGCUCUUUCCCACCCAGGUUUCCACACCUGGAUUGUCAACUAGAGCAAAUUGUCACCAAUGGCAGUUAAACUUGUUUUUUUGGGAUCCAGGUCUUACGGACUAAUUGGCUCUCACUCAGCAGGCACCUAACAGAUAAGUCAUUUGUAUAUCAAGACAAUGCUUGGUUUGAAAACCUCUCUGACAAUAAUUAAAAGCAGUAUCUCAAUGUGACGUUGUUGGGGGGCAACAAGCACCUUCAGAAUUUCCUAUGAAUCAAACAGCAGCUUGAAGGAAACCCCUUUCCCUCAAGUAGGACUGCAUGGCAAGCAGCCCUCACUGAAGGGUGGAAAAUGAGUGUCCCAUUGGCUCCCAAGAAAUCGUGUUACGCUCAGUUGCAGGACAACAGAAAGGGAACAAAAAACAAUAAUGAGAGUCUCCUAAGUCUGGGAGACACAAACGCCAAUCGGAUCAUGGUGGAGGUCAAUCCCCCUCGCGAUGAGUCUGAGCCAUGUGACCUGACGGAUGAAGUUGGCAACGCAAAUGCACGUGAGCCAGGAAACAGUACCCACUUCCAUGAGGAAUUUCACCAACUUCAGAGCGUUGGGAAAGGAUCGCAGGCUGGCCCCACCAGCCUGAGAGAUUUAAAAUUUUCUUCGACGGUUGGAGGGGAACUAAACGAGGAGCACACGACGCAGAGAGGCCCCGCUCUCCUGCAGACCCCGCGGAGUGUCCAGGGGUCAGGCCUGGCCAGUUGGAGGAAUGUUGUGGGUGAAGCCAGUGCAGACGCGUUGACUAAAAGGGGUGCUGAAAUCCCUCGACAUGCUCCCAAGAAUAAAUUGGCAAAGACCCUUGACAACGAGGAGCUGAGAAGGCAUGCUUUGGAAACGGCCGGCGGCUCUGCGGCCGCAGUGCACACGGUCGCGAAGGGGCGUGCGGGGAGCCUGACCAGGCAGCUCCCGCCACCUGCCCCGGGUCGCGUGAUUGGGGGUGGGGCGGGGCUCCAGAAGACUGUGACAGCCCCCUCCCCAGGGACAGCUUUUCCUCCAGCUGACAGGACUUCAGAGGGAAAGAGUGUGCGUCAUCCCGAACCAUCUACCUCAGAAACCGAGGACACCGCCUGCUUAGAGACCCAGAUGGAGGGCGCACAUGUGCGGGAAGUCACCGACGCCAGCACACCGCGUUCUGUCAGUCCGCAGCGUGCUCUGGCUUCAACGGCAGCUUGGAAGGAAGCCCCGAGUGAGCCGGAAGCACAACUAAGUCAGGGAAAGGGAGAGCCCAAGUCAGAGCUGACAUGUGUCCAGCCAAGGGCCGUGCAGGACUUAAUGUCACCCCAGGCUGAGUGUCUGGGGUGUCCCAAGGACGACAGUGUGUUACCCCUCGACACAAAGGGGCCGGGUGGGGAAGCACAGCAAGAAGCCGCCACGCAGGCACUCAGCAGCCCUCCCCGCGGCAACCCCCACCCGUUUGGCGUGGGAAGAGGCGGGAGUGAGCAGGACAAGGGCCCCGUCCACCUCGGCGAGCAGGGUCCUCUUCAGACCACCCCCAAACAGGGCCCUGCUUCCCUGGGAGCUGCUGAUAACCAGGCCCCUGGCAAAAUUUCACCAAGCGCAGCUACAAAACUGGGUGACUCGUCACCCAGCAGCAUGUCACCAGGGGAUGGUCACGUGGCUGUUAUUCCUGACCACCUGCCAGACAGGACGCCCUCAGAUGUUGGUCAGGAGAAAGAGAACAGGGAUCAUGUUACCAUUUUUACUUCAGAUCCUUCUGUAGGAGAGAGCAAAACUCGGGUCCCUGAACCCCUUGACCUUCAAAGCAGCAGCUCAGAAGCAGGGGAAAGCAAAGAGGUCACUACAUCUGCUGCUGAAAAUAGAAACCAUCUAGAGAGUGUGGUUAAGCCUGAAAGUCCUCCAGCAAGAACAGAUUCCUUUCUUGGUGUCCCAGCCCCUCUCCUCCCAGAGAGAACUGUGAGUGCGACCCACCAGCCUGCGCCACCCAGUAUCAGUUUUCAGGACUCCAGUAUGUUGAUUGCGAACGCGGGGUCACCCUCAGCUGCCCCACCUCCCACCGACAGCGUGUGGUUGUUGAACGCGUCCCCGAAAGUGCCUGACAAGAACCCCUGCCCCAGUGGGAUCCCCAAGCCUGUCUCCACACAUUGCGAGGACACCCCUUCCUCACAGGAGGGCCUGGGAAACCACCAGGCUGACAGAACAGAAGAAAGGCCAGAACCCAAGCCCGGCGUUUUGCCCAAGCCCAAGCACGUGAGGCCCAAGAUUAUCACCUACAUCCGGAGGAGUCCCCAGGCCCUCAGCCAGGUGGACACCUCGCUGGUCCCAGUGGGACUUCCGUAUGCCCCACCCGCAUGUGACACGCCUCUUCCCAGAGAGGAGAAGGUGGCAGGCAGUGAUGUGAAGCCGGCUGUCAGCCUGUACGAGAAGUUCAAGCCAGACUUGCAGAAGCCAAGGGUCUUCAGCCCUGGACUGAUGGUGUCUGGGAUCCGGCCCCCAGGCCACCAUUUCAGCCAGAUGAGUGACAAGUUUUUGCAGGAGGUUACAGAACGCCCCGGGAAAGAAGAGUUUUGCUCUCCUCCCUACGCGCACUACGAAGUUCCUCCCACCUUCUACCGAUCGGCCAUGCUCCUUAAGCCCCAGUUGGGACUGGGUGCGAUGUCCCGUUUACCAUCUGCAAAAAGCAGGAUCCUGAUCGCGACUCAGAGGUCUUCAGUGAGCGCCAUCCACCCGCCAGGACCCAUAGCAUCAGCGGCCAGUCUCUACAGUUCCGACCCCGCAGAUUUAAAGAAAGUCUCCAGUUCGAAUGCUGCAAAAUCCAGUCUGCCGAAAUCGGGCCUUCGCCCUCCUGGAUACGCGCGUCUCCCGGCAGCCAAGCUGGCGGCGUUCGGCUUCGUGCGGAGCUCCAGCGUGUCUUCUUCGGUCUCCAGCACCCAGGCCGUGGACAGCGCGCCGCCCGAGGCCAGCCGCCUGGCCCCCCGUUCAGCCUUUGGGAACGAAGACCAGCCAGCUCUGAAGGCAGCUGUGCCCUCCAAAGAUGCACCCAAGGGAGCCAGCCGGGUGGCCCCCCCAGCGCCCUCCAGUGUGACAGUGCCCCGAAGGAGUUUGCUUCCGGCACCAAAAUCCACGUCCACACCUGCUGGAACAAAGAAAGAAGUACAAAAAGAUCAAGAUGCUAACAAGCCUGCUGUUUCGUCUCCUAAGAGAACCGCAGCCUCAACCACCAAGCUUCAUUCACCAGGAUACCCCAAGCAGAGGAGCACAGUUCCCCGAAAUGGGUUUGCCCCCAAGCCGGACCUGCAGGCCCGGGAGGCCGAGCGGCAGUUGGUUCAGAGACUGAAGGACAGGAACGAGCAGCAGGCCAGGCAGCUGGGCCUCGUCCAGGGGGAGCUCAGAAGGGCCAUCUGCGGCUUCCAGGCACUGGCCGUGGCCACUCAGCACUUCUUUAGAAAGAAUGAAAGUGCCCUUGUGAAAGAAAAAGAGCUGUCAAUCGAACUUGCAAACAUCAGGGAUGAAGUUGCCUUUAACACAGCAAGGUGUGAGAAACUACAGAAGGAGAAAGAGGAGCUGGAGAGGCGCUUUGAGGACGAGGUGAGGAAGCUGGGCUGGCAGCAGCAGGCGGAGCUCCAGGACCUGCAGGAGCGGCUGCAGCUGCAGUUCCAGGCGGAGGUGACGCGGCUGCAGGAAGAGCACGGCGCCCAGCUGCUGCGCAUCCGCCAUCAGCACCAGGAGCAGGUAGAGGACAUCACCGCCAGCCAUGAGGCUGCUCUCCUAGAGAUGGAAAAUAACCAUACGGUGGCCAUCGCGAUCCUGCAGGAUGACCACGACCACAAAGUCCAAGAAUUGAUGUCUACCCACGAGCUUGAAAAGAAAGAAUUGGAAGAAAAUUUUGAAAAGCUGCGGCUGUCAUUACAGGACCAGGUGGACAUUCUGACCUUCCAGAGCCAGUCUCUGCGGGACCGAGCGAGACGCUUCGAGGAGGCUUUGAGGAAAAAUACUGAAGAGCAGCUGGAGGUCGCACGGGCUCCCUAUCAGCACUUGGAAGAAGACAUGGAGAGUCUGAAGCAGGUAUUGGAGAUGAAGAAUCAGCAAAUACACCAGCAGGAAAAGAAGAUUCUUGAGCUGGAAAAGCUGGUGGAAAAGAACAUUAUCCUGGAGGAGAAGAUCCAAGUUCUCCAGCAGCGGAACGAAGACCUCAAAGCAAGGAUCGACCAGAACACGGUUGUCACGAGACAGCUGUCGGAGGAAAACGCCAAUCUCCAGGAAUACGUUGAGAAAGAGACCCAGGAGAAGAAGAGGCUGAGCAGGACCAACGAAGAGCUGCUUUGGAAGCUCCAAACUGGGGACCCGACCAGCCCGAUUAAACUCUCCCCCACGUCCCCGGUUUACCGCGGCUCCUCUUCCGGGCCCUCCUCGCCGGCCAAAGUCAGCUCGACGCCCAGAUGACGCCACCACGCCGCCCUCAGAGCUGAGCUCCUGGUCCCCCCGAGGGAGUCCAGCCCCGGGCCGGCCCGUGGGCCCUGCGCGCAUGCUCAGUAGCUGCACAGCGCAUCCUCGCGGAGCCGUCUCCAGACCCCCGUGUGAGACUGUCCCAGUACUGGCACUUAGGAAAGUAUUCACGGUAGUGUCUCAUGUGCAAACGUUUGACCAUAAUUAGAGCCAAAAGAAAGAAACUCCAGUUGUUUUUGAGCAAAGAACUUUCCACUGCAGAAUUUCAGGUUAGGACAAAGAGCUCAGUUUUGAAUUUACACUGAUUAAUCAUUCUGUACUGCACCGACGUGUGUGUAUAUUUAGAUUUACGUAUAUGCACACGGGGCUAUUCCGAAUUGCAUUUUUUAUAACACGAAGUGCUGACAUAUUUUGGUGAAGGUCAGCAGUUUUCUAACUUGUGCCUAAGAAUAAUUGGGAAAUGAAAAUGCAUUUCUAUCUAGCUUCCCAGGAAUAUUUCUACCCAAAAUAGAAAAAGGAAAAAAAAAA
Rhinolophus ferrumequinum (greater horseshoe bat) is the source of this 5252-nucleotide messenger RNA. RefSeq names its product microtubule associated scaffold protein 2 (gene MTUS2). Gene Ontology annotation, molecular function: microtubule binding. NCBI's taxonomy places the organism in Eukaryota, Metazoa, Chordata, Mammalia, Chiroptera, Rhinolophidae. The coding region runs from base 621 to 4721 and encodes 1366 amino acids. The record is from RefSeq and is a predicted model, not a curated record. Gene Ontology annotation, cellular component: cytoplasm; nucleus. The transcript has 16 exons.